Molecule: messenger RNA, 1680 nt
Organism: Clonostachys rhizophaga
Lineage: Eukaryota; Fungi; Ascomycota; Sordariomycetes; Hypocreales; Bionectriaceae
Source: the annotation of a GenBank genome assembly
AUGAGUUCCAAGGAAGGCUCUAUUGAGCCCAAAACCGUAAACCCCUCGGAGGGCAUCAUCGGCAAUGACAACUCUGGAAAUUCCGACGGGCUUCAUCGCCGCCUCGACAACCGCCAGAUCCAGCUCAUCGCCAUCGGUGGAACCAUCGGUACCGGUGUCUUCGUCGGCAUCGGCGCCGGCCUCGCCAAAGGCGGACCCGGCAGUCUCCUCGUGUGCACGGCUCUCUACGGCUGCGUCAUGGCCCUCGUCAACAAUUGCAUCGCCGAAAUGAACACCUUCAUGCCUGUCUCCGGAGGCUUCAUCCGUCUCGCUGGAGCAUGGGUCGACGACGCCCUGGGGUUCAUGGUCGGCUGGAACUACUUCUUCUACGAGGCUCUGCUCAUCCCGUUUGAGAUCGUGGCCCUCAAUCUCGUGCUGUCUUUCUGGAAUGAAAAAGUGACCGAGCCUGGCCCAACGGCCGGUGUGUGCCUUGGUGUCAUCAUUACAUAUGGUAUACUAAAUGUGCUUGCUGUUGGUGUCUUUGGUGAAGCCGAAUUUUGGCUGUCUGCCGGCAAAGUGCUACUGUUCUUCAUUCUCUUCGGCUUCACAUUUGUGACUAUGGUCGGUGGCAACCCCCAGGGCGAUGCCUACGGCUUCCGACACUUCCAUGGUGCUGAAAAUGCAUUCGCGUCCUUCCGGUCCGAGGGCAAUGCCGGCCGCAUGGAGGGUUUCAUGGGAUGUCUUGCCUCCGCUGCCUUCUUCGUUGUCGGUCCCGACUACAUCUCCAUGGUCGCUGCCGAGGCGAAGCACCCCAGCAUCUACAUCAAGACGGCUUUCAAGACCGUCUACAUCCGCUUCGGUAUCUUCUUCAUCGGCGCUGCCCUGUCCUGUGGCAUUGUCUUGUCCCACACCGAUGAGGCUCUCGUCCGCAUCAACAUUGACGGCGUCGGUGGCGGUACUGCUGCUGCUUCUCCCUGGGUCAUGGCCAUGGAGAACAUGGGAAUCUCCGUUUUGCCUCACGUCGUGAAUGCCUUGCUGUUCACCACAAUCUACUCCGCCGGAAACACCUACACCUACUGUGCCACCCGCUCCCUGUACAGUCUUGCCCUCGAGGGUCGUGCGCCCGCCUUCUUCCGCAAGUGCACCAGCAACGGCGUGCCGAUCUAUUGCUUCUGCUUUGUCAUGCUAUUCCCCUUCCUCUCCUUCCUCUCGGUGGACAGCGGGUCCGCGAAGGCUCUUAACAUCCUUCUCGCCCUCAUCACCGGCGGCGGAGUCGUCGACUACGUCGUCAUGUGCAUCACCUUCAUCUUCUACUACCGUGCCUGCGUCGCCCAGGGCGUUGACCGCAAGAAGCUGCCCUACUACGGGUACUUCCAGCCCUACGGUGCCUGGAUCGCCCUUGUCCUUCUGGUCAUCGUGCUUUACUGCUACGGAUACACCGCCUUCGCUCCAUGGGACACGGUGACCUUCUUCUCCAACUACACGAUGCAGCUCAUCGCGCCCUUGCUCUACCUAGGCUGGAAGCUGUUCAAGAACACCCACAUCAUCGAGCCCCACGAGGCGGAUCUGGUCUGGGACCGUCCUCUGAUCGAUGCCUAUGAGGCUAGGAUGAUGAUUGAGGAGCCUCCUACGACUUUUGGGCAGGAGAUGAUGACUCUCUUUGGCCUCAACAAGGUUAAGAAGUUGGUGUCAAAAGCAUAA